Nymphaea colorata (pocket water lily) is the source of this 2175-nucleotide messenger RNA. RefSeq names its product cytochrome P450 94A2-like. The coding region runs from base 353 to 1903 and encodes 516 amino acids. Gene Ontology annotation, molecular function: heme binding; monooxygenase activity; iron ion binding. The record is from RefSeq and is a predicted model, not a curated record. The transcript is spliced from 2 exons. Lineage: Eukaryota; Viridiplantae; Streptophyta; Magnoliopsida; Nymphaeales; Nymphaeaceae.
UGUUUUCUUUUUCUCCAAAAGAAACAUGGGGGCUGCUGUGGCACCCGAUGCCCAUGCUUCUUUUUUUCCACCUAAAAAAAAUGCAGCAUCCGGCGUUGCCGGUGGUGGAUGAAUGAUGAUGUUCGAUAGAUCUGGAAAACCCCCUAAAUCCUUGUGCAAUCAUAUUGCACCUCAUCUUUGCCUUUUCUGAUUUUCUUUUCCCUUUCAAAUCGUGAGAGGAUCUGGUGAAUAUCCAAUCGGUCUUAUGUCAUCCUCAAAUCUAUCAAUGAAAACAAGUCAAAAUCGUCUUGACAGAGCAAUUCUUUAGCAAAAAAACAUAAUUUGGAAUAUGUAAUGUGUAUAUAGACCGGCGAUGACAACAAUUUUGUGGAGCAAAGCCAUGGAGGAAGUUACUCUUCCAGUUUUUCUGGUAACAUUUGCCCUCUUUCUGGUUUGUAUACUAAGCUUAAUUCUUCGCACCAGGGCUCCCAGUCCCAGGUCCGCCUCCUCCAAACCUAUCUACGGCCCAAAAUCCUACCCAAUAAUUGGCGCUGCUCCGUCGCUCUCCUCGAACUCCCACCGCCUCCCGGAAUACUUCACCGAGCUCAUACAAGAAUCCCCGACCGGCACCGUCUUCAUCCAUUGCCCCUUUGGCUCCAAACUAAUCGUGACAGCCAACCCCUCCAAUGUCGAGCACAUACUCAAGACUCGAUUUCUGGCCUACCCACUUGGCCCCAUCUUCUAUUCCACCUUCUAUGAUAUCCUCGGCGAUGGCAUAUUCAACGCCGACGGGGAGGCUUGGAAGUUCCAGAGGAAGAUCGCCAGCCACGAGUUCAGCACCCGAUCUCUACGCAAAUUCGCAGAAACUGUUAUAGGUGGCCAAGUUUCCGACCGCCUCCUCCCGCUCCUCACCUCGGCGGCGGCGACAGGUACCAUCUUGGAUCUUCAGGAUGUGCUCGCGCGAUUCGGGUUUGAUAACAUCUGCAGGAUUGCUUUCGGCGCCUGCCCUGUUUCCGACGACCUCAGUCUCUCGACUUCCGAGUUCACCAUGGCUUUCACCGUCGUGGGAAAGAUUCUUAGCGAGCGCAUCACUGCCGUCUCUCCUGUGGUUUGGAAGAUCAAGCGGGCGCUUGGAAUCGGCUUCGAGAAGCAGCUCCGAUACGCUGUUCGAACGAUCGACGACUUCACCAGAAACCUCAUCCGUGAGAGGAAACAGAACCCCCUUACCACCCCGGAGGAGUUGGAUCUUCUCUCAAGAUUUAUGAAUGUGGAUGGUGCUGAUGACAGGUUCGCGAAGGACAUGGUGAUCAGCUUUGUUAUCGCCGGCAUGUACACGACAUCGGCGGCCCUGACAUGGUUCUUCUGGCUGGUGUCCAGACACCGGCACGUCGAAGAGGAGAUUGUGAAGGAGAUCGCAUCUGUGGAAGGAGGAACACUCGGCUUUGAUGAGGUCAAAGAAAUGAAUUAUUUGCACGCAGCGCUCUGUGAGAGCAUGAGAUUCUAUCCGCCAGUGCCGGCCGAUAUCAAGUACGCCGCCGAAGACGAUGUGCUCCCAGACGGAACGCCGGUGCCGAAAGGAGCAAGCGUGAUGUACCAUCCUUACGCCAUGGGGAGGACCAAAUCGUUGUGGGGGGAAGAUUGGGAGGAGUUCCGGCCGGAACGGUGGCUGCGGAGAGACGGAGCAGAUGGUAAGUGGCGAUUCGUUCCGGAGGACCCCUACAGGUAUCCGGUGUUUCAGGCCGGGCCGAGGAUAUGCCUGGGUAAGGACUUGGCCUUCAUCCAGAUGAAAACCGUGGCUGCCGCCGUGCUUAGUCGCUUUAGGGUAGUUCGGUUGUCGCCGGACUUCCAGCCAGUGAUGAGGUGGAACGUGACCAUCCAGAUGGUAGGUGGUUUUCCGGUGAAGGUGGAAGAGAGGAAGACCUGACAUCAAAGCUGCCCAUGCCGUUCUCUUUUAAAACCACGAUGCCAACUAUUCCAAUGUUAGGUUGGAUAAUGAUCAAUUUCCCAUCAUAUUCACAAGUCUUUCUCUCUAUCUCUUGCUUUCUUACUCUGUGCUACGGGAUCUUCAGUACUCUUUCAGGGAGCAUCUGGAAGUAGACCUUAGGAGAUAUCUUUAGUUUCGUGAACUGUUUUUGUGCAUCCGAUAUGUAUGUGUGUGAUUAUUUUUGCUUAAUAUGAACAGUCGUUCUCGCAGCA